AUGCGGUGCAAAAACCAGAAGGCAACCUCAGAGGGUCUUUGGAGGAGGACAAGCUUCCCAUCAGAUUGCAGUUCUAAAAGAGUACAAGACAAUUGCACAUCGCACCGUAGGAUAGAUGAUGUUCGCUUACCAGCUAUUGUCGAAAGCUCUACUUUACUAGAGGAAAGAGAUAUUUGGGUAAAGUUUUCUCAUAUCAAGCAGCAAUUAUCCAACAACUACGACAGAAAUAGGGAGUAUGAAGCGCUCAUCUCCGAGUCUCUUUCGAGUAUGGGUGUGCCCCAAGAUGAGAAUCUUACUGCUGUUCACAUCCUAUUCCAGGCGGUUGAGGCCACCGGCGACCCUGAGCUCCCUGUUGUACUGGCUGUGUGGGACAUCACUUACCUUGGUAGAGGUGGAGGUGGAGGUGGAGGUGGAUGUAAGCCCUAUUCGAUUCCUGCGAGUAGAUCAUCAAUCCAGGGUUUGGAGCAAGUGACACUCGAUAGUGAUAUUAUCACAUACUCGCCCUCCUGUGCUAUUUGUUUGGAGGAUUUUGAUCUUCUUUAUCAACAAGAACCGAUAACUGGGUUGCCCUGCCGACACCAUUUUCAUGUACAUUGCAUUGUUCAGUGCCUGUAGAUCAGCCACAUGUGUCCACUCUGCCGAUACCCAAUGCCAAUAGAAGAAGAUUAAGCCCUGCUCAACCUGCCAAGAUCAAGAGGUGCUUGCUGCUGUGUUAUCAAUUACUAGUCUUGUAAAUUUAUAUUUAUAUAUAUAUAUAUAUAUAUAUAUAUAUAUAUGGUUGCUACUGAACUAAAAUGUAUUAUCUUUUAUUUACUUUGUUUCGAGCUAUGUAUGUGGGAGUCUCCACUCUGCUCGGUGUAUUUGUAAUAAAUUUGCCCUUUGUAUGCUAUGCAAUUUGACAUUAAUAUAUUGGGUUUAGUUAUGA
This is a messenger RNA of Rosa chinensis, 925 nucleotides long. RefSeq lists its product as uncharacterized. The coding region runs from base 1 to 615 and encodes 204 amino acids. Lineage: Eukaryota; Viridiplantae; Streptophyta; Magnoliopsida; Rosales; Rosaceae. The record is from RefSeq and is a predicted model, not a curated record. Gene Ontology annotation, biological process: protein ubiquitination. The transcript has 2 exons. Gene Ontology annotation, cellular component: cytoplasm. Gene Ontology annotation, molecular function: ubiquitin protein ligase activity.